AUGCCGUUUGUUUUGAUUGUUUAUGGAGAAUAUUUAACGGUUUUGAUCGAAAGGCACAUGCCUAAAAAUACGACAAUAGUUAAUGAUAAAUUAUACAUGACUUGGUUUAAAAACGUAGAUUGGAAUGAAACAAAUAACGAAAGCAAAUCCGAUGCUAUAAGAAACGAUUCUUUGGCUUUUGGUGUACUAUUCAUAAUAAUAUCGAUUGUACAAUUUUUAGUAUCUUUUAUGUUUGUCACGUCUUUAAAUUAUUAUGCUCUACUUCAAACAUCAAAACUCAGACGUAAAUUUUUCAAAUCGAUAUUAAGCCAAGACAUGAGUUGGUUCGAUAAAAACAACACAAAUACUCUUCCGAGUAAAAUGAUAGAAUCCGUGGAUAAAAUACAAGAAGGAAUCGGUGAAAAAAUAGGAAUAUUUAUUAAUUUAAUGACGAGUUUUUUGUCUUGCGUCACGAUGGCUUUUUUCUACGGUUGGAAAUUAACGUUGGCCAUGCUUGCUUGCGCUCCCAUUUUAACAAUAUCUCAAGCUAUGAUGUGUAAAAUUCAAACGAGUUUAAAAGAAAAAGAAAUGGAAGCUUACGGUAAAGCCGGUAGCGUGGCACAAGAAGUUAUAAACGCGAUAAAAACCGUCGUCGCAUUUAACGGUCAAGAAAAAGAAGUGAAAAGAUUUAACGAUGAAUUGAUCGAUUCGGAAAAAGCUGGAAUAAAACGUGGAUUAUUAACUGGCGUGGGUGGAGGUUUGAUGUGGUUUGUCACAUUUGCAUGUUACGCUCUCGGUUUUUGGUACGGUACUUAUUUAAUAUUAAUAUCGAGAUCGGAAAAUAAUUCUGAAUACACGCCUGCAACUCUUCUCAUCACAAUGUUUGGAGUCGUGGUCGGAGCGAUUAAUCUCGGUCAAUCGGCUCCUUUUUUCGAAGCAUUUACCGCAGCCAAAGGAGCAGGUUCAUCCGUUUUUAACAUUUUAAAAAAUUCCACGGAAAUCAAUUCGUUUUCGGAUAAAGGAAAAAUUUUACCUUUCGUAAAAGGAGAAAUUAAAUUUAAAAAUGUUUUUUUCAAGUAUCCGUCGAGACCGGGAGUCGAGGUUUUAAAAAAUUUUAAUAUUAAUUUAAAAUCCGGAGAAGUUGUUGCAUUGGUUGGAACUUCUGGUUGUGGUAAAACGACAACUUUGCAGCUUCUUCAACGUUUUUACGAUCCGACGGAGGGUUCGAUCGAAUUGGAUGGGAUAAACAUAAAAGAUUUAAAUUUACCCUGGUUACGUCAGCAAAUUGGAAUCGUGGGACAAGAACCGGUAUUAUUUGCCACGACGAUUUACGAAAAUAUAAAAUUCGGUUUGAUGUCUGCAACGAAAGAAGAUGUCGAAAAUGCUGCCAAGUUAGCCGAUGCCCACGAUUUCAUAAUGAAACUUCCAGACGGAUAUCAAACGAUGCUCAAUUCGAAAGGUGCUUUGAUAUCUGGAGGACAAAAGCAAAGAAUUGCAAUUGCCAGAGCAUUGAUUCGAAAUCCUAAAAUUCUUUUGCUGGAUGAAGCAACGAGUGCAUUGGAUUCUUCCAGUGAAAAUAAAGUUCAAGAAACUUUAAACAAAGCUGUAAAAGGUAGAACAACUUUGAUAAUAACUCAUAAACUUUCGACGAUAUCAGAAGCGGAUAAAAUUAUCGUUGUAUCGAAUGGAGUCGUGGUAGAAGAAGGAAAACACGACGAUUUAUUAAAACUCAACAACGGACAUUAUUUUAAAUUUUUACAAAUGCAAAAAAAACACGAGGAAAAUAACAUUUUGGAUUUAAAUUUCGACGGUGAUGAUGAUGGUGAUGUUGAUAAAGGAUCGGAAACGAAUAAUUUAAAUAAUGAAAAAUUACAACCGGUUUUGGAAAAUGAUUUCCCACGGAAAAAUGUCGAAAAAGAAAAUUUGAAAAAGGUUUCUUUUUUAAACAUAUUCAAAUAUAACAAAUCGGAAUGGUGGGCAAUUUUUAUUGGAAUUUCAUGUACGAUAAUCGUCGGAGCGAAUCCUCCGGUUUUAUUAUUUAUUUACGCUGAACUUUAUAAGAUUCUUUCAUACGAGGAUUCGAAUUAUGUUUUACAAAUAUCCGGUUAUUAUGCAGGCGUCCUCUUCGUUUUGGGAAUAGUUUUUGGAGCGGCAAGUUUUUUACAAUCUUACAUGCUCAAUUAUUCCGGAGUUUUGCUCACGACACGUUUUAGAAAAUUACUUUUCGCUGCCAUACUACGACAGGAACCUGGAUGGUUCGACGACGAAAACAAUCAACCGGGUUCACUUUGCGUUAAAUUAUCGAGCGACGCAUCGAAAAUUCAAGGUGCUUCAGGUUCAAGAAUAGGUGUCAUAACGCAAUCUCUCACUACGAUUUUAUUGGGUGCCGCGAUUGGAUUUUUUUAUUCGUGGAAAUUGUGUUUGGUCACUUUAGUAUUCGCGCCGACAAUUUUUUUCGGAAUGUAUUUCGAGGGUAAAAUAAUCGAAGGACAAUCGGUUUUAGAAAAGAAAUCACUUGAAAAAGCUGCCAAAGUAACCGUCGAAGCCAUAUCCAACAUUCGAACCGUCAUGAGUUUGGGAAGGGAAAAAUAUUUUUUAGAUUGUUACGAUAGAGAAUUAUUGACGAGCGAAGAAAAAAUGAAAUCGAGAUGUAAAAUAAGAGCUGGAAUUUACGCUUCGAGUUUUGCCGCGACAUAUUUAGGCUACGGCAUAUCACUUUGGUACGGUGGAAUAUUAAUAUCGAACGAAGAGCUCGAAUAUCAAAAUGCCAUCAAAGUAUGUGAAAUAUUACUCUUCGGAAUGUAUCUUUUGGGACAAACAUUAGCAUUCGCGCCAAAUUUCGGAGAAGCUAAAAUAUCCGCGUCUAGAUUAUUCGAAAUAUUAGAAAGGGAUUCAAAUUUAAAAAAUGGAGGAGAUUUGAUAAAGGAAAAAAAUUGGAAAUGCAAAGGAAAAAUUAAUUAUUCUCAGAUAGAAUUUUCAUAUCCUAAACGACCUAAUGUAGAAAUAUUAAAAGGCUUGAAUUUAAAUGUAGAAAAUUGUAGUUCGAUAGCAAUUGUCGGACCGAGCGGAUGUGGUAAAUCAACUCUAUUACAAUUACUACAAAGGCUAUACGAUCCGAAAAGCGGAAAUAUUUAUUUGGAUGACGAAAAUAUAUCCCGUUUUGUAAUUUCUGCAUUAAGGCAUCAAAUUGGAAUAGUUUCACAAGAACCCGUUUUAUUCGACAGAACAAUUUUCGAAAACAUUGCCUACGGUGAUAAUUCGAGAAAAAUAACGGAAAGGGAAAUAAUAAACGCAGCUAAAAGUGCAAACAUACACGAUUUCAUAUCGUCAUUACCAUUGGGAUACGAAACAAAAGUCGGAACGGGGGGCGGUCAUUUAUCCGGAGGACAAAAACAAAGAAUAGCCAUAGCUAGAGCGUUGAUAAAAAAUCCAAAAAUACUUUUAUUGGAUGAAGCGACGAGCGCGUUGGAUGCUGAAAGCGAAUCCGCCGUUCAAAAUACGUUGGAUGAAGCGUCAGCAGGACGAACGACGAUAACGGUAAGUCACAGAUUAAGCGCUAUUAAAAAAUCGCAAAUUAUUUAUCGUUUGAAAGAUGGCCGAUUGCGCGUUUUAAAUCGGAAAAAUAAUAUUUAA
This is a messenger RNA of Pediculus humanus corporis (human body louse), 3612 nucleotides long. RefSeq names its product multidrug resistance protein, putative. The record is from RefSeq and is a predicted model, not a curated record. Gene Ontology annotation, cellular component: membrane. Gene Ontology annotation, molecular function: ATP hydrolysis activity; ABC-type transporter activity; ATP binding. Gene Ontology annotation, biological process: transmembrane transport. Lineage: Eukaryota; Metazoa; Arthropoda; Insecta; Psocodea; Pediculidae. Bases 1 to 3612 code for a protein of 1203 amino acids. The transcript has 17 exons.